Molecule: messenger RNA, 774 nt
Organism: Trichoderma harzianum CBS 226.95
Lineage: Eukaryota; Fungi; Ascomycota; Sordariomycetes; Hypocreales; Hypocreaceae
Exons: 1
Coding region: 261-656 (131 amino acids)
Source: RefSeq, a predicted model, not a curated record
GAAUUAGGCAAAGGGGGGCCUGUUUUUCUCGUUCAAUAAAGGGCGCCGCCACCGACCACCCGUGGCUAGAGUUCUAGAGCCCAGGCAGCUGUCCAAACGUAAGAAUGAUGAUGGGCUUGUUUGCUGAUUUUGGCUUGACCGUCGAGUUGUUGAGAAAUGCGGCCGGCCGAGUAAGACAAGACAGCAAUCAGCAGCAAAUUCAAUGCAAUGCAAUGUAAUGCAAAUGGCUUCGAUGAUGGCUCAAGUACGCAGUACCUGGCAUGUCGUUCGCUAAUCGCGCUGCUGGCGGGUCACUAUUACUCAACGUCUUACCUUGUCUGCCCACGUACUCUGUACAAGUGCUGAGGCUAGCAAGUGCUGAGGCUAGAUUCGUUUGGAUUGGAUGGGAUGGAUCCGUCGCUGAGUGGGAUUGGGUGCAAUGCUUGGAUGCCUUCCAGACUCACAUGUACGAGGACGCACGAUUACAAAGUACGACGUCCAAGAAAAAAUUGUACGUACGCAAAAUGCUUCACAUGAAUCCCAGUGGCACGGCAGCAUCCUCAAUGCUUGGCAUGAUGAAAAACACAAAUGGCUUGAUCCUGACGUUUCCUACACUGAAGCAACCUGUUCUAUUUCUGUAUCACAGAAUAGUCCCGCGUGCUCUAAAACUACGUUGACCAGUGAGAUAUUGUAGCAAUCCCCUUUUCCCUCGCAGCAUCCGACUCAUACAUCGAGCCGUGCCUGGAGCCCACAAAAGUGUCUCGGUGGCUUUUUGUGCGUGUUUCCGAACGCCUG